Messenger RNA from Musca domestica (house fly), 1384 nucleotides. Its product is annotated as probable 3-hydroxyisobutyrate dehydrogenase, mitochondrial. The coding region runs from base 176 to 1150 and encodes 324 amino acids. Gene Ontology annotation, cellular component: mitochondrion. The record is from RefSeq and is a predicted model, not a curated record. Gene Ontology annotation, biological process: L-valine catabolic process. The transcript is spliced from 2 exons. Gene Ontology annotation, molecular function: NADP binding; 3-hydroxyisobutyrate dehydrogenase activity; NAD binding. NCBI's taxonomy places the organism in Eukaryota, Metazoa, Arthropoda, Insecta, Diptera, Muscidae.
GAGAAAACUUGAAUAAUCCACAAGAUUUCUCUCCACACACAAGUCGUCGUCCGCUACGUUGCUUGCUGGUGCGUGCUAUAGCCGUAGCAAGGCAGUCUAGCAAAAGAACAGUGAUCAUUUGCAGUUUGCUGGUUCUAGUUCGUGGUUCGGGAACGCUCAGAAUUUACAUAGAAAAAUGGCUUUACGUUUGAUUUGCAUUUCUCCUGCCUUCAACAGCAUGGGCCAAACCUUGGUACGCGCCAUGUCCACCCAGAGUGGUGCCAAGAACAUCGGCUUCGUCGGUUUGGGCAACAUGGGCGGUCACAUGGCCACCAAUUUGAUGAAGAAGGGCCACAAAUUGCAUGUCUUCGAUAUCUCCAAGCCCGCCUGCGACAACUUGAAGGCCAAGGGUGCCCAAGUUUACAGCAACACCUCCGAGUUGGCCCUGAAAUCUGACUUUGUCAUCACCAUGUUGCCCAACAACGACAUUGUGGCGAAGUCUUAUGAGGAAAUGACCGCCAACGGUGUUAACAAGGAUACCAUUUUCAUUGAUUCCUCCACCAUCGAUCCCAACUUGGUCAAGCAAUUGCAAAAGAUGAUCAGCGGCAAGGGUGCCCGUUUCAUUGAUGCCCCCGUCUCCGGUGGUGUACCCGGUGCUGAACAGGCCACUUUGACCUUCAUGGUUGGUGGUACCAACGAAGAAUACAAUGCCGUCAAGUCCGUCUUGGAAUGCAUGGGCAAGCGUAUCACCCACUGCGGUGACUACGGCAUGGGUCAAGCUGCCAAAUUGUGCAACAACAUGAUGUUGGGCAUCUCCAUGAUUGGUGUCUCCGAAGCCAUGAACUUGGCCAUUCGUUUGGGCUUGAACCCCCAGACCUUUGCCGAAAUCAUCAACUCCUCCACUGGUCGCUGCUGGGCCUCCGAAGUCUAUAACCCAGUUCCCGGUGUUACCCCCACUGCCCCCGCCAACAAUGACUACAAGGGAGGUUUCUCCACUGACUUGAUCACCAAGGAUUUGGGUUUGGCCUCCGGUGUUGCCACCGCCUCCAACACUCCCAUCCCCUUGGGCGCCAUGGCUCAUCAAAUCUACCGUACCUUGAAGGCUCAUGGUUUGGGCAACAAGGACUUCUCCGUUGUCUAUGACUUCAUGAAGAACACCAAGUACAAUUAAGUUUAGUGAUUAAAUAAUAGAAAAAGCAGAAGAAGAAGAAACUUGAGGACCCAGUGCUUCCAUGGUAACUUCUAAGCCAGCAAAAUAAGCUGGACAAAGGAAAAAAGCCAUCCCAGACCAGAAGUGCAUUUAUAGCCAUUUAAGAUUAACUAUUUUUUCUGAGUGUAUUAUAAAAUAAUAAUAAUAAAAAAAUAACAAGAUUUUUAAUCAGUAGAAUACGUAUUCCCAAAAGAA